AUGAGCCAUCGCAGGCGACACCGCGCACCGCAGCCGCGCGUCGAGGUCAUCACUCCCGCUGGGGAGGAUGCGCCGUCCCUCUCAGUCACCAUGCUCGGUGCGGGGCAGGAGGUCGGUCGCUCCUGUUGCGUUAUUCAACACCGCGGGCGGACAGUUGUAUGUGAUGCCGGUUUGCAUCCCGCCUACCCGGGGCUGGGAGGAUUGCCGUUCAUCGACGAGCUCGACUGGUCAACAGUCGACGCGAUUCUCGUUACUCACUUCCAUGUCGACCAUGCAGCAGCGUUGCCUUACAUCAUGGAAAAAACAAACUUCCGUGACGGCAACGGCAAGGUGUACAUGACACAUGCGACGAAGGCAAUCUACGGAUUGACCAUGAUGGACACAGUCCGCAUCAACGACCAGCACUCGGACUCGUCAGGAAGGCUGUACAAUGAGGCUGAUGUUCAGGCGUCAUGGCAGAACACCAUUGCCGUCGACUAUCACCAGGACAUUGUCAUCACGGGAGGGCUACGAUUCACACCGUACCACGCGGGGCAUGUGCUAGGCGCGAGCAUGUUUCUCAUCGAGAUUGCAGGUCUGAAGGUGCUGUACACGGGCGACUACAGUCGCGAGGAGGACCGCCACCUCGUGAUUGCGGAGGUACCCCCCAUCCGGCCCGACGUGAUGAUUUGCGAGAGCACGUUCGGCGUGCACACGCUUCCAGACCGCAAGGACAAGGAGGAGCAGUUCACGACGCUGGUCAGCAACAUUGUCAGACGCGGGGGUAAGGUGCUCAUGCCCAUCCCGAGUUUCGGGAACGGGCAGGAGCUGGCGCUCCUUCUCGAUGAGUACUGGGACCAGCAUCCCGAGCUGCAGGGCGUGCCGAUCUACUUCGCCUCGGGUCUAUUCCAGCGCGGCAUGAAGGUGUACAAGACGUACGUGCAUACAAUGAACGCCAACAUCCGCUCGCGAUUCGCGCGCCGUGACAACCCCUUCGACUUCAAGUUCGUCAAGUGGCUCAAGGACCCGAAGCGGCUCGACCACAGGCAGCCGUGUGUGGUCAUGGCGAGUGCGCAGUUCAUGAGCUUUGGUCUGUCGCGUGAAUUGCUCGAAGAGUGGGCUCCGGACGCCAAGAACGGAGUCAUCGUCACGGGCUACUCUAUCGAGGGCACCAUGGCGCGUACGCUCCUCGGCGAGCCGGAACACAUCGAGAGUUUGCGUGGCGGCCGCAACAUCCCUCGCAGAUGCACGGUGAAGGAGAUCUCGUUCGGCGCGCACGUCGACUACGCCCAGAACUCCAAGUUCAUCCAGGCCAUCGGUGCGCAGCACGUGGUGCUAGUACACGGCGAGGCGAGCCAGAUGGGCCGUCUCCGCGCUGCCCUGCGCGACUCGUACGCCACGCGCGGACAAGAGAUCAACAUCCACACACCGCGCAACCUCGAGCCGCUGACGCUGACCUUCCGCGCCGAGCGCGUUGUCAAAGCCAUCGGAAGCCUGGCCGAGCAGCGCCCCGAGCACGGCGCGCCGCUCAAGGGUCUCCUGGUCUCCAAGGACUUCUCGUACACCCUGCUCGACCCCAAAGACCUCCGCGACUUCACGGGUCUGAGCACGAGCGCAAUCACGCAGAAGGUCUCGCUGCCCAUCGGCGUCGACUGGAGCGUGGUGCGGUGGCACCUCGAGGGCAUGUACGGCGAGGUGGAGGACAGCGUGGACGCGGCAGGGCGCGAGGUGAUGACUGUCAUGAACGCGAUCCGCGUCGUGCGCGUCUCGGACGUCGAAGUCCAGAUGCAGUGGAGCUCGAAUACGAGCAACGACAUGAUUGCCGAUUCGGCGCUCGUCGUGCUUCUCGGCAUCGACACGAGUCCCGCGACAGUGAAGCUCACGUCCCAUCCCCACCCGCACGCGCACCACGACCACGCGCCGGGCUCGUCGUCGGACUUUGACACGCUCCACAUGUUCCUCGAGGCGCACUUUGGGGACGUGAGCCGGCCAGGUGAUAAGGACGACGACCUGCUCGCCAUGACUGUGCGGGUUGACGGGGCCGAGGCGACCGUCGACCUCAUCUCCAUGAAGGUGGCGAGCGAGAGUGAUGAGCUGCGCGAGCGCGUCGAGGCCGUGCUCGAGAUGGCACUUACUACCGUCACGCCUCUCUCGCGCCUGUACGCCGGGCAAGGGCUGGAUCAUGUACACGAGCUCGACGAGGCUGCAGCCGAGGCGGCAUAG
Molecule: messenger RNA, 2202 nt
Organism: Cutaneotrichosporon oleaginosum
Lineage: Eukaryota; Fungi; Basidiomycota; Tremellomycetes; Trichosporonales; Trichosporonaceae
Biological process (GO): mRNA 3'-end processing by stem-loop binding and cleavage
Cellular component (GO): mRNA cleavage and polyadenylation specificity factor complex
Molecular function (GO): RNA endonuclease activity; RNA binding; 5'-3' RNA exonuclease activity
Source: RefSeq, a predicted model, not a curated record